Molecule: messenger RNA, 1212 nt
Organism: Gossypium arboreum
Lineage: Eukaryota; Viridiplantae; Streptophyta; Magnoliopsida; Malvales; Malvaceae
Exons: 4
Coding region: 1-1212 (403 amino acids)
Molecular function (GO): nucleic acid binding
Source: RefSeq, a predicted model, not a curated record
AUGGAGCUGCCGUUUGGUGAGUUUGAUUUAAUAUUGCGUAUGGAUUGGCUGGUGAAACACCAAGCCACUUUGGAUUGCGCUACAAAGCGAAUGGUGUUAAGAACAACAGAGGAUAAGGAGGUGGUGGUGAUUGGUGAAUGCUGGAACUAUCUGUCGAAUGUGAUUUCGGCAUUAAGGACUGAGAAGUUGGUACGAAAGGGAUGCAAACCCCAUUUGGCUUAUAUUAGCGAUACGGAGGUUAAGAGCUCUACUAUUGAGGAGUUGAGAACGGUUAAGGAAUUUCCUGAUGUUUUUCCCAAGGAGCUGCCGGGAUUGCCGCCCAGCAGAGAAGUAGAAUUUGGAAUCGAGUUGUUACCUGGGUGUUACAGGCGGUUUGUUGAGGGUUUUUCAGUAAUUCCUGCACUGUUAACUAAGUUGUUGAGGAAGGGAGUACCGUUUGAAUGGAUGGACAAGAAGCAAGAGAGUUUUGGAAAGCUUAAGAAGGUCUUAACUGAGGCCCUUGUGUUGAUUCAGCUAGAGCCUAGAAAAGAGUUUACGGUUUAUAGUGAUGCGUCGCAUGUGGGCUUGGGCUGCACGUUGAUGCAAGAAGGAAAGGUUGUUGCUUAUGCGUCACGACAACUUAAGACUCACGAGGAACCCACGUACACUUUACGAUUUUGGAAGAAGCUGCAUGAGGCGAUCCUGCUACAGGAAAACAGGAACGACGGAGAGCUUUCCCCCCUCCGACUCUUUGGUACUAGGUUGAACUUCAGUACGACAUUCCACCCUCAAACUGAUAAACAGUCCGAAAGGGUGAUCCAAGUUCUGGAAGACAUGUUGAGAGGAUGUGUAAUUGAGUUCCGAGGUAGCUGGGAAGACUUUUUGCCGUUAGCCGAAUUCGCGUACAAUAAUAUUUAUCAAGAAAAGUUAGUAGCAGAUACUGUGGAUAAGGUAAAAUUGAUUCGGGAUCGGUUGAAGGAGGCCUCGGAUAGGCAGAAGUCGUAUGCUGACCUUAAGCGUCGAGAGAUAGAGUAUGCCGUGGGGGACUUAGUUUUUCUUAAGGUCUCUCCGUGGAAGAAGGUGUUAGGGUUUGGAUGGAAGGGGAAGCUAAGCCCAAGGUUCAUUGGGCCAUAUCGGGUUGUGAGGCAGAUUGACCCAGUCACUUACCAGUUGGAAUUACCUCCUGAACUAAGCAAGAUCUACGACGUGUUUCGUGUUUCCAUGCUGAGAUAG